Aphidius gifuensis is the source of this 6565-nucleotide messenger RNA. It is a transcript of the gene shep, whose product is annotated as protein alan shepard. The transcript has 12 exons. Bases 1142 to 2728 code for a protein of 528 amino acids. Gene Ontology annotation, molecular function: poly(A) binding; poly(U) RNA binding; mRNA 3'-UTR binding. NCBI's taxonomy places the organism in Eukaryota, Metazoa, Arthropoda, Insecta, Hymenoptera, Braconidae. Gene Ontology annotation, cellular component: ribonucleoprotein complex; cytosol; nucleus. The record is from RefSeq and is a predicted model, not a curated record.
GUAGCUUAGACUCUACCUACAAGACAACAUCCAUUAUAUAUAUCUUUCACCAACCCGAAUGUUUUUUUUUUUCCCAAUAUAAUAUUUAUAUAUGUAUAUAUAUAUUUAUAAUAUAUAUAUAUACAUUUAACAAGCACACUAAUUGUUUAAUUAAUUAAAUAAAAAUUAUUCAAAUUUUUGUAACAAAAAAAGUUACAAAACCAUCAAAAAUAUUUACGAAAAAAAAAAAAAGGAUUUGAAAAUUUCUGAGUUUUUUUUUUUUAAGUGUUUAUUUUUUGUCGGGUUGGAACGAUAUUUAUUAAAAAUAAUAAAGUGAUAAUUAUAUUUUAAUAAAAAAUAGUUAUAAGAAAGGAAAAGUGAUUUUUUUUUUUUGUUAUUUUGUAUAGAAAAAAAAAAAAAGAAGAGUUAAUUGUGAUUUUGUUUUUUUCUGUCGGUUAAAAGUGAAUUGUUUUUUGUCGUUUAAUUUUUCAUCUAAAAAAAGUCAUUUGAAGAGGAUUAUUUUGGAGUUGCAAAAGGAAUAUAAGACACACCCUUGGACGAAGGCAUCCUCGUAUCUUUCCUGCCUUAUCGCCCGAUAUCAGCAGCAUCCUCCUAGGGGCGAUCAUCGCGCCACGAGUUACUCUCUCUCUCUCUUGCGCACACACACACUCACCGCUUAAAAGUCAAAAUUAAAAAUAAAAAAUAAAUGACAAAUAAUAAAUAUUAUUAAUUUUUUUAAAUAACAACAAGCAAUUGUGUUUAUUAAAGCUUGAACUCUAAAAAAAAGAAGAAAAAAAAAAACAAAAAAUAUUUUUUUUAAGAUAAAAAAUAAUAUUAAAGAAUAAAAAAAUAUUCAAAAUUUGUGAAGUGAGAGCCAAGGUGUGCCCAUCAGUGAUAAGCCGACAUUUGGCUUUUCAAGAUAAUCAUAAAAAAAAAAAAAGUUGAUGUAAUAAUUAUUAUUAUUUUUAUCAAAUUGUGAUUUUUUUUUUUUUUUUUUUUUGUUUAUUUGAUUAUUUAUUUUUGUUGGUGGAUAUAUAACAUCUGGAAGAUUAUCAAAGUGAUUUGAAUUAAGUGUUUGGUGUGAUAAUAAAUAUAUUUUUAUAAUUUAUUUAUUUUUUUUUUAUAAAAAAAAGUAUAAUAUUUAACUAGCAAACUGGCAACGAUGUCGGUCAGAAUGGAGAAUGUUGGGGGACCGCGGAAGCUAAACUACAAAAUGAUGGGUACAAAUGGACCUAGACCAACAUAUACUGGUGCAAAUAAUGGUAAUGCUGGUGGUAAUGCUGGUGGUGGUGGUAUUGGUGUUGGACCAACAACUGGUGGACAUGGUUUAAAAGGUGCUGGACCACGUGGUGGUAAUCCAGUACAAUAUCGUGCAAGUGGUGGUGCUGGUACAUGGGGUGCUGCACCAUCACAUGUUGCUGCUGCCGCGGCCGCUGCUGCUGCUGCUGCUGCUGUUGCAUAUCCACAAUAUACAAGAUAUCCAAAUGCUGCUAAUGCAGGACAAAUGCCUGGUCAACAAUUACCACCAACUGCAAAUCCAUAUGCAGCAACAGCUUAUGCUCAACAUACAACGUAUGGAGGACAACGAGUACCAACAGCAUCAUCACCAGCAAAUACAAAUAGCAGCUCAAGCAGUGCAACUGGUAGUCAAAGUGGUACAAUGAGUACAAAUUUGAGUAAUAAUGCUGUACAAGGACAACAAUCAGAACAAUUGUCUAAAACAAAUCUUUAUAUACGUGGUUUAAGCCAAAAUACAACAGACAAAGAUCUUGUUAAUAUGUGCUCAGCGUAUGGAACAAUCACAUCUACCAAGGCCAUCCUGGACAAAAAUACAAAUAAAUGUAGAGGCUAUGGAUUUGUCGACUUUGAAUCACCGGUGGCGGCUGAGGGUGCUGUUAAAGCACUGGUCGCCAAGGGCAUCCAAGCACAGAUGGCGAAAGUGGGUAUCUGGUUGCAUCGUAGACUGGCCAGUGUACGUUGGUUGUGCAUGCAACAACAGGAGCAGGAUCCAACCAAUCUUUACAUUGCAAAUUUGCCAUUGAAUUUUAAGGAGAAUGAUGUUGAGGGUUUACUUGCUCAACAUGGUCAAGUUAUUUCAACAAGAAUAUUACGUGAUACUUGUGGACAAAGUAAAGGUGUUGGUUUUGCAAGAAUGGAAUCUAAAGAAAAAUGUGAACAAAUAAUACAAAUGUUUAAUGGAAAAGUUCUUCAAGGUAGUAAAGAUGCACUGUUGGUUAAAUUUGCUGAUGGCGGAAAUAAAAAAAAACCAUAUAAAAGUUCAUUAUGGCGUGAAGCUGGCGAUAACAUGACAUUGAAUUAUGAUACAUCUGGAGUUGGACAAAAUGGUGUUCCAACAGCUCACAUGUUACCAGCAGCAACAUUGGCACAAUACAGUCGUCAUUAUGGUCAAGCAGUACCUGGUUAUACUGUACCAGGUGCACCAUGGGUAACACCAUAUGUUUUACAAACUGGACCACCACAUAUGCAACAGGUCGACAUGAUGCCAACGGGUGAUCCAAAUAAUCCACAGUACAGUAUGCUACCACAAUUAGCAACUCAAAUGUCAGCACUUCAUCUUGGUAAUGCAUCAUUACAGUAUAUUGCUGCAAGUCCACAUCCAUAUUCUUACACAACUUAUCCACCACCAAGUAUAAUUCACACAAUGCCAAUUGGUGAUUCUGAACAAACUAGCAAUGCUGCAUCUCCAGAUGAUUCUUAUCAACAGUAUCAGGCACAACAACCAAAAUAGACAACUGUUUUUUAGAUAUGAUUAUGUCGAGAACAAAAUUAUACAAGUUUAGAAAAACAUAAAAUUAAUAUACAACGGCAAAAUUGAUUAUAAAAAUACACACGACAAGAAGAAAAAAAUAAAUUAAAAAUUUUUUCUAUUAAAAUUUCAUGAAAAUUGUUGCCGAAAUAAUCAAGAGGCUAUUCUUUUUCAACUUAUUGUCGUUAAUUUUUAUUUUUUAUUAUUAUUAUUAUUUGUUUGUUUUUUUUUUUUUUUUCGUUUGACGAAUUUUUAUUUAUAAUUGAAGGAAUGGUAAUAAAAAAAAAAGAGAUAUAAAAUUAUAUCAGAUGAAUAAUUAAAAAGAGGAAAAAAAAAAAAAUUGAUUUGCCAUUUUUUAUACAAGAAAAUGAAAAUGAGAGAAAAUAAAAAAAUUAUUAAAAUAAAUAAAAUGAAAAAAAAAAAUGUAAAAGUAGUUAUUUUGCAACGAGUAGAUGACAGAUUUUAAAAAAAUGAUAGUCUUAAAAGUUGACUCCUCAAAAACCCAAAAAUAAAAAUAAUAAGUCAGCUGUAUGAUGACGAUAGGCUUCCAGGAUAUAAAUUUAGAUAUUUACAACUUUGCUAAAAAAUGGAAAACGCAAAAAAAAAAAAUUAAAAAAAAAAAGUUUUAUUAAAGAAAAAGAAAAAAAAAUUGUGAAAAAGAAUGAAUGAAAAUUAAUUGAGAAUAAAUGUGAAUAAAAUAUUUUGAUGAAAAUAAAGAAAAAAUAAAAUAAUCAGAUAAUGUUGAUUUUAUUUAAAAAUUAAAUAAUAACAAAAUAAUAAAUAAUUGACAAAAAAAAAAAAUGAAAAAGAUCAGAACAAUUUCAAUAAAUUGAAUUCUUCCCGAGACACAUUUAGGAUAACGAGUCAAAUUUGCAAUAAAUAUUUAUUAUUAUUUUUUUAUUUGCUCAUUUGGCUCGUUUAUAUUUCUAUUGUUUUUAUAAUUAUUUUUUUUUUAAAUUUUCUUUUAACCUAGUGAUUGAGACAGAGGGUGCAUAGUUUAUUUUUUUUUAUGUAAAAAAAUUCUAGAAAUAAAACUGGUAAAUAAAAAAAAAAUUUAGCUUGACAAUGUUUAUAAAUAAUAAAUUGAAAAAAAAAAAUUAUAAAUAAAAUACAAUAAUUUAAUUUAAUUAUUAUUUAUAUUCAUUUUAGAUUAUUUUUAAAAAAUUUUACUAAAUUUUUUCUUUGUCAUUUUCUAGUAAUUUUUAUAAAAAAAAAAAAUAAUUAAUUUCUUUAAUAGAAUUAUUUUUUUCAUGCCAUUCUACAUUAAGUUUAUUUUUAUAUUUUUUCAAUUAAAAAAUUCAAACGAUAAUAAUAAUUACAAUUUUUAAAAAUAUAAAAUAAAAAAAAUGAAAAUUCGAAACUGACAUGGAAAAGGCUUCGACGUGGAUUUAUCCAAAAAAAAAAAAAAAAAGGGCAUUGUAUUUACUGCACUAUGAAAAAAAGAAAUAUUAAUAAUAAAAAGUAUCAAUUAAUAAUAAUAAUAUUAUAUAAAAAAUAUAAAAAGAAUCGAAAAAUGCCAAGUGAAAAUGAGAGGAAAAAGAUGUUAAAAGAUGAAAAAGAAAAUAAACUUGAAAUAUCAUUUUAAAUUGUACAGCAAAGGUGAAAAUAAUAAUAGAAAUAAUAAUAACAACACAUAUUUUUUUUAUAAUCGUGCCUUUUUCAGAUACAAAAAUCCGCUUAGACAAUUGUGAGGUAAAAAUGAUGAAAAAAAUUUAAAUAAAAAAUAAAAAAGUGUUUACGAAAAUAAAUGAAAAAUCAAUAUAUAUUUUUUAAUGUGAUUAACACAAAACACUUUUCGAUAUAUCAACAUUUUUAGCUGCGAAAAAAAUAAAAAAAAAUAAAAAUUUCAAAUUCGCAUUAUUAGUUUAUACAUAUUUAAUUUACAAUUGUUUAUUUAUUUUUUAAAAUGAUAUAUAUUUUAAAUAAUUAUUUAAAAAAAUAAUUAAUCGUGACAACGUAGAUUUUUUACGCUGUAGAUUUUAUCACUUGAAAAAUAAAUAAAAAAUUUCAAUUUAAAUAGAAAAAAAAAUGAAAUGGAAGAAUGAUAUUUACGUGGAUUUUUCUAAUGAUUAGAAAAAGAUAAAAAAAUAAUAAUUAGAAAUAUCAAAUUAUAAAAUUAUUGAAGAAAAAAAAUAAUUUAAAAAAAAAAAAAAUAUGUGUGAUGAGGCUUAGCUAGGCUGUUAACUAAUUAAAAAUCCAUACAAUCAACAAAAAAAUAUUUUUUUUAUUUUUCUUUUUUCGACUCUCAUGAGCUCUUAAUCCUCCUCUUCCUUCUCGAUUCCGUAUAAAUACAAAAAAAUAAUUAAUUCAAACACUGAUGACAAAUAAAAAAAAGAGCCCAAAAUAUUAUAUCAAAUCCAGCCGAGGUAUUUCCAGUUCUGAUCGACAAAAAAACAUUAAUAUCAAGCAAAAAUUAAAGAGAAAUAAAUUUUAAAAAAAUUGAAGCUUUUUACCAAAUAAAAAAUAUAAAAAAUACAAGUUCGAGAAUAAAAGUGUGAUUGUAAAUUUGCAUGAGUGUAAUAAAAAAAAUAAAUGAAAAAUUUAAUUAAACAACUAGUAAGGAUAAAAGAAAAAAAAUAGUUAGGAUAGUUUUUUGAAUGAUGACGGAGAAGAAAUUGAUUUAAGAAAAAAAAAAACGUAGCUAUUAACAAAAAAUGAUGAAAUAUUAUUAAAAGAUGUUUGAAGAAGAGAUAAAAUAUGAGGAUUAAAAAAAUUGAAUUUUAAUAAAAAAUGACAAUGAACGUGUCGUAAUAACGUAUGAAAGAUUUUUACACUGUUGAAACUUGAAGUUUAAUUUAUUUUGGUACAUCACAAUUUGAUGAACGACUGUAAUUUUUCUUGUGUAAAUGUUAUAUAUAUAUAUACUUGGUCUUUGUGUGUCGAAUAAAAAAAACAAUGAUCAAUCCAGCAAAAAAAAAUGAUCGAUAAAAACAACAUCAUAGACAAACGAAUACAUAAAAUGAAAAAUAAAAAAUUUAACUAUAUUUUAAGAUACUGAUUACUCGAUACGAGUGUGCUAGAAAAAAAAAAAAAAAUACAAUGAAAAUAAAGAAGUAAAAAAAUAGUGGAGUCAAAAAAAAAAAAACAAUUAAACGACUGGCUGUCUUUUUUCUAAUGAAAAUAAAAAAUUAAAUUAAACAAAUAAAUUAACCAGCCUUUUGAAUGGUUUUUUUUUUUUUUUCCUUUUUUUUUCUCUUCAAAAAUCAGAUGAUAUAUGAAAAAAUAAAACGUGUCACGUAUAGAAAAAAAAUAAUAGAAAAAAAAUAUAGAAAAUACUAGAUGAUUGUAAAUUCACAUGUGAUUGAAUAAUAAUUUUUACAAAAAUUGAUUUUCUAGAGAAAAAAAUAAUAUAAAAUUAUAAAAUAUUACGACGACCAAAUAUUUGAAAAAUAAAAACUUCGGCUGGUAAUUAAAAAAUAUACAGAAAUCAAUUGAGGAUGCGCUUAGAAUUGUGAAAAUAAAAAAUGUUUUUUUUUUUCAAUAACAGUGAUUUAUUGUACAGAAAAUAAUAAAAAUGAUGAAUUUUUUCGAAGUAGUUAGGACUCUAGGAUAGCGUGAUGAAAAAAAAAAAAACUAAAAAGAAAUGAAAAAAAAAAAACAAAAAAAAUCGUUUAAUUUAAGUUGAUUAAAAUAAGAGCUAUCAAUUAAGUUAAUUAUAAAUAAAAAAAAAAAAAUUAGAAAUUAGUUAGGAUAGAAACUGUCUCCUUAGAAAAAAAUAAAAUCAAGUCUUCUAAAAAUCACGAGAUAUUUUGUUUUAGAAACUGAAAUGAAGACUUGAAUCGAAAAAAAAAAAAUAAUUGCUCUCAAGUUGAUUGACAA